AUGUCGUAUCGAAGACGGGAGCCCGAGGAGAGGCGGCACUUGAAUAGUUCAUCUGAAAGCAAGAGAAAUGAUAGUCUGAAGCCUAAAGCAACAAAGAUAUCAACCAGGGGAGUUAGUUUACAGUGGAAUACGCUACGACGGAUGGUAGCGUGGCGGUAUUUGGUGUCCUGGCUUUGUUUUUGGGUGUGUCUCGUGCAGUACUACGAAAACACGGUGGUGAAACGGGCGAUGAGGAAAUGCCAAUGGUCGAGCUGGGAAACGUGGCCACAAUCGGCCAUACCGCACCACAUGGCCGUUUUGGCCGACCCACAGAUCAUGGAUGCACAUUCAUACCCGGGACGUCCAUGGAUCGUCAACUAUUUCACUCAGAAAAUCGUUGAUAACUACCACGCCCGCAAUUGGAAACAUAUGCACUAUACUUUGGAUCCCGACUCCACCUUUUUCUUAGGCGAUCUUUUCGACGGUGGUAGACGUUGGGAAGACUCGGACUGGAUCGCAGAGUAUGCGCGAUUCAACAAUAUAUUUCCCAAAAAGCCCAACAGGCUCACUGUAAUGUCGCUUCCAGGGAACCACGAUAUCGGGUUCGGAGACACAGUUGUCGAGGAAAGUUUGUCACGGUUCAAAGUCUAUUUUGGAGAAACUUCGACGAAGUGGGAUGUCGGCAACCAUACCAUUGUACUACUGGACACAAUUUCACUGUCUGACACGCAAAGCGAGAAAGUAUCUGCAGUGCCCCGCAACUUUCUGGACUCAUUUGCUAAAAGCCCCAAAUCAAAGCCAAGAAUUUUACUGACGCACGUCCCCCUGUGGAGAGAUCCAAAUGUCCAGACUUGUGGCCGUGAACGUGAGUCGCCCAAACCGUUCCCCGUCCAGAAGGGCGUGCAAUAUCAGACCCUUAUAGAAAAUGACCUGAGUCAAGAAGUACUACAAAAAAUUGGGCCUUCUUUAGUUUUGUCGGGUGAUGACCAUGAUUACUGCCACGUCAAACACACUUACUCAUCCAAGGGAGAAUCAGAAACGGCGGAAGAAAUCACGGUAAAGUCAUGCGCAAUGAACAUGGGAAUUUCAAGACCUGCUAUACAGUUAUUGUCAUUACACAAUCCCCAACAGUCGCCCUACGCAGAUGAUACCUUUCAAACGAGCAUUUGCUAUUUACCAGACCCAUUCAAAUCGCUGCAAAUGUAUAUUUGCGCUUACGUUUUGACACUGCUGUUCAUCGGUUGGAUGUCAAUAACUCCCAAAUCUUUCCAAAAGGUGCUAGGCCGAAGUAUUGGCAAGAACACGAAGGACGUCAUGUCGGUGCUCCCUCUAGCUUCAAAAAAAUCAUCUGCUCCCAUCAAUGACCUAAUUGAUAUGACGACAUUGACCGCUGCUGGGAAAGCAAAACAAUUUCUCAUAAAUGGCUUGGUAAUGAGCCUAAUGGUUUCGCUAGUGUUUAUUUUUCAAUAUACAAAGACCUAG
Messenger RNA from Lachancea sp. 'fantastica', 1461 nucleotides. Lineage: Eukaryota; Fungi; Ascomycota; Saccharomycetes; Saccharomycetales; Saccharomycetaceae. The record is from the annotation of a GenBank genome assembly.